Messenger RNA from Alligator mississippiensis (American alligator), 2065 nucleotides. RefSeq names its product HGF activator (gene HGFAC). Gene Ontology annotation, biological process: blood coagulation; zymogen activation. NCBI's taxonomy places the organism in Eukaryota, Metazoa, Chordata, Crocodylia, Alligatoridae. Gene Ontology annotation, molecular function: calcium ion binding; serine-type endopeptidase activity. The coding region runs from base 127 to 1881 and encodes 584 amino acids. The transcript has 14 exons. The record is from RefSeq and is a predicted model, not a curated record. Gene Ontology annotation, cellular component: extracellular region; rough endoplasmic reticulum.
UCUCUUGCGAAAGCGUGUGGCUGGUUUACCUCCCAGGUCAGACCAUUGGGCAGCCAAACAGUUCAGCCCUGUGCCUGGGAAACUACAGCUCUCAGGCAAGAGGUCCUUUUGAAAAGGAAAGCAAAGAUGAAAACCUGUACUCCAUUCACUGUGGUUGUCCUGGCUUUGACUUUGGGCAGUGGCUGUGCUAGGAUGAACCACAGUUCUGUGGAAGGAAGAGGCUCAGAGGAGGAAUUCUUUCCCCCCCAAGUGUUUACUGAGGAUGGAAAGCUGUGUAAGUUUCCCUUUCGGUAUGCUGGGAGGAUGUACCAUUCAUGUCUAUCAAAUCUGUUUUCUCUAAAGAAAUGGUGUUCAACUACACACAACUAUGAUCGUGACAGGACCUGGGGCUAUUGUGCCUCUGCAGCUAGAAAGCAAAUAGAUUAUUGUGCGAAGAACCCAUGCAAAAAUGGAGGGACCUGUUUCACUGCGUAUGAUCGUAGUUAUUAUCACUGCACAUGUCCUGAGGAAUUCACAGGAAGAGACUGUGAGAUCGGGAAAUGCUUUGAUGAGAGUCUCUAUGAGCACUUUGACCUUGGUGAAAGCUGGGCAAGAGUCCACCGAGGAGCAGUGGAGCAGUGCAUGUGCGUUAAUGGCCAAAUUGAAUGCCAUGCUGCACGAUACACAGAUUGUAUCCAUGACCCCUGCUUCCAUAACAGUUCCUGUAAGAAGAUUUCCUUUACUGGGCAAACUGUAUGUAGUUGCAGAGGAGAUUAUGUAGGAAAAUACUGCAAUAUUGUUCCUAGGCAUCCAUGUUACACGGGCAAUGGUACGGAGUACAGGGGCAUUAUGAAGAAGACCAUUUCUGGACACAGUUGCAUUUCCUGGAAUUCAGAUUUGCUUUACCAAGAGCUUCAUGUUGACACUGUUGAAGAAGCGGUGCAGUUAGGCUUGGGACCCUUUUCAUAUUGCAGGAAUCCAGAUAAUGAUGAGAGGCCCUGGUGCUACAUCCUGAAGGACAAUACUUUGUCUUGGGAAUAUUGUAACAUUCCAUCCUGUGGAAGCAAGGGAAGGAUGCCGUCACCUGCAGAUAAUGUGGAGACUUUUGCAGUUGUCAGAAGAGCUUGUGGGAGAAGACACAAAAAGCGAAUUUUUAUAAGACCUAGGAUUAUUGGGGGAUCUUCCUCUUUGCCAGGGUCUCACCCAUGGCUAGCAGCCUUAUAUAUAGGAAAUAGCUUCUGUUCUGGGAGCCUAAUUCAUUCUUGUUGGGUAGUGUCAGCUGCACAUUGCUUUCAUAACAGUCCACCAAUUUCCUCUGUAAAGGUUGUUUUGGGUCAGCACAGAUUUAAUAAGACAACAGAUGUAACACAAACAUUUGAAAUAGAGAAGUAUAUCUUUCAUCCUGAGUUCUCAGUUUUUGACCAAAGUGAUCAUGAUAUUGUUUUGAUCAAGCUGAAAAAGAAUAACCAGCGCUGUGCUGUCAAGUCUCAGUUUGUGCAGCCCAUCUGCUUGCCAGAAAGCAGCAUGACCUUCCCUGAUCAACACAGAUGUCAGAUUGCUGGAUGGGGACACAGGCAUGAGAAUGCAUCCAAUUAUUCAGAUGUUUUGCAAGAAGCAUUGAUUCCAAUUCUGCCUGAGGACAAGUGCCGAAGUGCUGAAAUUUAUGGAACUGAAAUCACUGAAAAUAUGUUCUGUGCAGGUUACUUUGAUAGCAAAUCCGAUGCCUGUCAGGGAGAUUCUGGUGGAGCUCUGGCCUGCGAAAAAAAUGAAAUCACUUACCUCUAUGGAAUUAUCAGCUGGGGAGAAGGAUGUGCCAAGUUCAACAAGCCUGGAGUUUAUACCCGAGUGACCAAAUACGUGGACUGGAUAAAUGAGUGGAUAAGACCCCCAAAACCUCAAUAGCAGAACUUUCGUGUUGUACAUCACAGAUCCCAAAAGUGUUUUGAAUGUUGUUGUAAUGCCAUGAAUAUUGUGACCUACAGUAAUGUAUGAAUGGUCCUAAUAAUUCUUAGCAAUUAUAAACUGUACUAUUAAUAAAUAAGCCUAACAGAUCUGAUGUCAAUAAACUGUAUUUUUUUAACUCAAA